UCUUACUGCAAAAGGCUUCGAACAACCCAUUCAUAUAUUCCUUCUUCUUAUUCUGAAUCUGAACCCAAGGAGCACGAUGUAUUCCUCAGUUUUAGAGGUGAAGACACCCGCAAUACUUUUACCGACCAUCUAUAUCAGGCUUUGGUUGAUAAAGGGAUUAGCACCUUUAAGGAUGAUGAAAAAAUUGGGAUUGGAAAACCCAUUUCCCCGGAACUCUUGCUUGCAAUUGAGAGGUCGAGCAUGGCAGUCAUCGUGUUGUCAAGAAAUUAUGCAUCUUCGACAUGGUGCUUACAAGAACUUGCAACAUUUAUUGAAUGCAUGAAAGAGUGGGAGAUGAGAGUUUUGCCCAUUUUCUACCAUGUGGAUCCUAGUGAUGUGCAACAUCAGACGGGCACUUUUGCCGAUGGCUUUGCCGAACAUGAGAUACGUUUUGAGAAGGACUUAGAGAAGGUGCGAACAUGGAGUAAUGCUUUGAGAGAAGUGGCUAAUCUCACCGGAUGCCACUUACAGAAUGGUUUCUUCAAUCCUUACAGGCGUGAGUCGGUGUUUAUCAAAACCAUUGUUGAUAGUAUAUCUCGUGAAUUGAGUGAUACACUCUCGAUUGUUGACGAGGAUAGCCUUAUUGGAAUAAAAUAUCCAAUUAAGGAAUUAUUGGAUUCGCAUCUAAAAACAUGUGGAGAUCAAGAAGUGCGCUUUAUAGGAUUAUGCGGGAUGAGUGGGAUAGGCAAGACAACUCUUGCACGAGUUGUAUUUCAAAGAAUCCGUUUGAAAUUUCAAGCUUGCAGCUUUCUCGAUAAUGUCAGUGCAGAACGUAAUGUGGAUGCUUUGCUAGAAAAACUCCUUUCUGACAUGAAGUUGAGGAGUGAAAAAGAAAAGUGGGAUGGAAGGGCGGUGAUAAAGAAUAGACUGCGUUCCAAGAACGUUCUUAUUGUUCUUGAUGAUGUUGACAAAAUAGAACAAUUAGAAACAUUAGUAGGGAACUGCAAUUGGUUCGGCAAGGGGAGUAGAAUUAUAAUAACCACAAAAGAUAAGCAUUUGUUGACAAGACAUGGAGUUCCAAAUGAAAAUAUAUACAUGGUUAAAGGAUUGAAUGAAUAUGGUGAUGAUCUUGAUUUGGAGCUCUUUUGUCGAGAAGCCUUCGGCAAACCCGAUUGUGGAAUAGAUUUUUUGGAUCUAUGCAAGGAUUUUGUACACGUAUGGCAAAGUGCUCGAGCUAAAUUAGAAGCAAUUCCUAAUAAGGAUAUUCUGAAAAAACUCCAGAUUGGGUUUGAUGCACUCGAGGACACAGAGAAAAAAUUAUUUUUGGAUAUUGCAUGUUUCUUUAAUGGUGAUUACAAAGAUCGAGUAAUAGAUCUACUAGAAGGUUUAGAUUGCUACCCUACCAUUGAUAUUGAAACUCUUGUUGACAAAUCUCUCCUUAUUGGUUCUGGAAAAAGAUUGUGGAUGCAUAAUUUACUACAAAAAUUGGGUUGGGAAAUUGUUCGUUGUGAACACCGUCAGAAUCCCGGAAAAUGGAGUAGAUUGUGGCUUUCUGAUGAUAUCCUUCAAGUGCUAAAAGAAAAUACAGGAACAUAUAAAGUCGAUGGCAUAAUGUUAAGUACCUCGUCUCCACACCAAGAAGAAGACUUGAAUCCUGAAGCCUUUUCACAGAUGAAUAAACUUAGAUUAAUUAAAAUAUGUGAUGCGAAUCUUCCACGGGGCCUCAAUUCUCUCUCUAACGGGCUACAACUAAUCGACUGGCACAAAUAUCCUUUGAGGUCCAUACCGGAGAGUUUUCAACCUAUCAAUCUUGUUGAACUCAUUAUGCAUUGCAGCAACUUUCUGCAAUUACCAGUGGCUUUUCUUAAUUUAAACAAGUUGAAAGUCAUGGACUUCAGUGGCUCUGAAAACUUGUUGAUGACUCCUGACUUCUCUGGAUGCCCAAGUCUUCAAAGGUUAAUUUUUGAAGGUUGCACAAGAUUGUAUGAAGUUCACCCAUCUAUUGGAGCUCUCAAUCAGCUCAUUCUAUUAAAUCUCAAAGAUUGUAAAUGUCUGAUUAGGCUUCCGCAUGAGAUCAACUUGGAAUCAUUGAAUCUUUUGAUCUUAUCGGGUUGUUCAAAAUUUGAUAAGUUUCCAAAGAUUGGACAGAAUAUGAAGCAUUUGUCCGAGCUUUAUUUGGAUGGGACUGCCAUUGAGGAACUCCCAUUUUCAAUUCAAAAUCUUGAUGUCCAGACAUUACUAAAUCUUGAAGGGUGCAAGAAGCUUUUGAUUUUUCCGAGUGUCAUUUGUUGUUUACCUACUCUUAAAACUCUCAUUCUCUCUGGAUGCAAAGGUCAACCUCCUUCCCCUGUUUUAUUUUCAAUUGGUGCUCCCCUCACCUUGUCAUUGCCUAGCUUGUUUUUUGGGUUGACCUCUUUAGUAGCUCUUGAUCUAAGUGACUGCAAUCUUUUGGAUGGAGCACUACCCGACGAUCUUAGUGGCUUAUCCUCCUUGGAAUCUCUGAAUUUGAACAGAAAUAGUUUCACACGCUUGCCACAGAGCAUUUCUCAGCUUCCAAAGCUUAAAUUUCUUUAUUUGGAUAAUACUUCACUCCAAAAUACUUCACUCCAAAAUUAUUCCAAUCAAGUUGUAGUGUUGACUUCAAGUGGAGGAGAAUUCACUGUUAUUAACUGCCUUAGCUUGGUCUCCCGUGAAGAAGACAUUCUAAGUGAGGAGCAAAUUCAUGAAAGUGAAGAAUAUCAUGGCAUUUCUCAGGGUGGAAUUCCAAAGUGGUUCAAUAAAGAAUAUGGGUCAUCAAUAUCGAUCCUGUUACCAUGCGAUCUCUCGAAAGAUAGUAGUUGGAGAGGAAUUGUGUUGCAUACAGUACUGCUAGAUGCUGAUGUUUGUGGAGUUGAAACUUUGCUUGAUGCCUCGAAUAAUGCGCACGAGUUGAUCAUGUGUAGCUUGGACAUAGAUGGAGGUCUUGCAACUUGUUCCGAGCAAAUUCAUGAAAGUGAAGAAUAUCAUGGCAUUUCUCGGGGUGGAAUUCCAAAAUGGUUCAAUAAAGAAUAUGGGUCAUCAAUAUCGAUCCUGUUACCAUGCGAUCUCUCGAAAGAUAGUAGUUGGAGAGGAAUUGUGUUGCAUACAGUACUGCUAGAUGCUGAUGUUUGUGGAGUCGAAACUUUGCUUGAUGCCUCGAAUAAUGCGCACGAGUUGAUCAUGUGUAGCUUGGACAUAGAUGGAGGUCUUGCAACUUGUUCGGAUCGUGUAUAUCAUAGGUGUUAUCCUCCAAGUAAAAUUUUGGAGUGGUUCACCCAUCGGAGCGACGACUCCCUUGUGACAAUCCCUCUACCUCCAAAUGAUCGUACUUCUUGGAUUGGACUUGCUCUUUGUGCUUCUCUUUUAGUGCCAGUGCAUUCAAGUAACGCGGCUGACAAUCUGCUUGCUGUGAUGAAGUGGCUUGCAUGGUGUGUUGCUGUGAUGACUGUAUUGCUUGAUUUAAUAUUCCCCCGCAAGAUGGAGAGUGGAGGAGACAAGAGAGUGACCAAGGAAGACACAAUAGCCUGUUGUGGAAUGCCUAGUGUCGGGACAUAA
Messenger RNA from Juglans microcarpa x Juglans regia, 3552 nucleotides. Its product is annotated as TMV resistance protein N-like. The annotation marks the transcript as partial. NCBI's taxonomy places the organism in Eukaryota, Viridiplantae, Streptophyta, Magnoliopsida, Fagales, Juglandaceae. The transcript has 12 exons. Gene Ontology annotation, molecular function: ADP binding; ATP hydrolysis activity; protein binding. The record is from RefSeq and is a predicted model, not a curated record. Gene Ontology annotation, biological process: defense response; signal transduction.